AUGGCUUUUGAGGCCAGGAUGAACCUGGAGGGUGUGGGCGACGAGGUGAGAUGUCGCGCUUUCCCCGUGACCCUAGCGGGGCUGACAAUUCGGUGGUUCAAUGCGCUCCCUCAGGGGUCCGUGACGACUUUCGCAGACAUAACUCAUGGCUUUCUAGGACAGUUCACCACGCGUAUUGCCAAGGCCAAGCACCCGAUCAACCUUCUAAGGGUGACCCAAAGAAGCGGGAAACCGACCAAGAAGUAUCUAGAUAGGUUCAACGACGAAUGCCUAGAGAUUAACGGCCUGACCGACUCGAUGGCCAGCCCGUGUCUGACAAACGGGUUAUUGAACAAAUAUUUUAGGAAAUACCUCACCACCAAACCUGUGUGUACAAUGCAGCAAAUCCAGAAUGUGGCGAGAGAGUACAUCAACGACGAGGAGGUCAGCCAAGUGGUGGCAGCAACAAGCGGCAGCCCGCCUAUCAUCAUGCUCAUCAGCCUGGGAACAAGGAAAGGCCUAAGGAACACUCCAAGGACGGAGGACCAUCUAGACCCCUCAAGCCGUCCCCCGGGUAGGAAAGUUCACUAA
Molecule: messenger RNA, 570 nt
Organism: Arachis stenosperma
Lineage: Eukaryota; Viridiplantae; Streptophyta; Magnoliopsida; Fabales; Fabaceae
Exons: 1
Coding region: 1-570 (189 amino acids)
Source: RefSeq, a predicted model, not a curated record